This is a messenger RNA of Cotesia congregata, 2361 nucleotides long. NCBI's taxonomy places the organism in Eukaryota, Metazoa, Arthropoda, Insecta, Hymenoptera, Braconidae. The record is from the annotation of a GenBank genome assembly.
AUGAUAAGAAGAUUUAACCGUAAUUGGUUUAUUUAUUUUAAAAAUAGUCACAAACAGUAUUCAUCAUUGUCAACAAUAAUAAAAUCUAAUCAUUCAUACAAACAAUUAAUUAAACCAAGUAAAUUAAUAAUUAAUAGGUUAAACAAAAAUUAUUGCACCAUGAGUGAAGAUUUGUCACUGUAUACUCUACCCAACAGUCAACCUAUCGUAAUACUCCAGUGCGAAACAGCAUUUAAUGCACUAUCAAAAAAAGAAAAACUUUAUGCUCAUUAUUUAAGUCAAGCUGCUUGGAACGGAGGCUUAAUUGUCUUGAUCCAAACAUCACCGGAGUCACCAUUGAUUUUCGUACUUUUGCAUAAAAUAUUUAGCUUUGAAUCAAUCGAAGAUUUUAAAAAAUCAUGCUUGGCUUCUGGAGUUACUGAAGAUGAAUUCACAGCGUUCCUUGUUUAUGCUUGUGGGAUUUUAUCCAAUGCUGGUAACUACAAGUCAUUUGGAGACAGUAAAAUAAUUCCAAAUUUACCGAAAGACAAGUAUGAAUUGAUAAUAAAAGCAUCAAAAGCUUACAAAAAAAAUUCUAAAGAACUCGAUGACAUUUGGAGUAAAAUAAAAGACAGUAUGUACUCUCUUGAAGGCAAAGUAAAAUCUUUAGGUUUGGGAGAGAAAGGAAUAACAACAUAUUUUUCUGGUAAUUGUACCGAAGAAGACGCUGAAUUGGUUAAAGAAUUCAUGCAGAGUAAAAAUUUUGAAGCAUACAAUAGCAGAUGUUUCAAAACAAUUGAGUAUUAUACCGACGAGUCGGGUCAGAAAAAAGAACGCAAUGUUUAUGAGAUUAAAUUGGCAUCAUUGGACGAAAAUGAUGACCCGAAAAUAACUUUGCCCGUAGAAUUAUUCAGAGGUUCUAAAUUUUUUGUGAGCCGGGGCGACUACAGUAAAUUAUUCAAUGGAGUUAUUAACAACUUGAAGAAAGCUAAAGAAUACGCCGCUAAUGAUAAUGAAAUAAAUAUGUUGGAUAAAUACAUAAGUCACUUCAAGACAGGAUCGUUAGAUGACCAUAAGGAUGGUUCGCGUUUCUGGAUUAAAGAUAAGGGACCAGUUAUUGAAACUUAUAUUGGAUUUAUUGAGAAUUAUCGUGAUCCUGCUGGACAACGUGGUGAGUUUGAAGGUUUUGUCGCAAUGGUUAAUAAAGAAAUGUCACAAAAGUUUUCAACUCUUGUUGCUCGUGCUGAAGAAUUUUUACCGAAAUUACCAUGGGGUAAAGACUUGGAGAAAGAUCACUUUUUGCGACCAGAUUUUACGUCUUUGGAUGUUUUAACAUUCUCUGGAUCGGGUAUUCCAGCUGGAAUAAAUAUUCCUAACUACGAUGAAAUAAGACAGAGUGAAGGAUUCAAAAAUGUUUCUUUGGGUAAUGUUAUUCCAGCCAACAUGAAGCAAGAUGUUCUUCCAUUUUUGUCUGACGAAGACCAAGUUCUUAUGAACAAACAUCGUACUGCUAGUUUUGAAGUACAAGUUGGACUUCACGAAUUACUAGGUCAUGGUAGUGGAAAAUUAUUUAGACAAUUAGCUAAUGGAGAAUAUAAUUUUGAUAUUAAAACAGUCAAAAAUCCAUUAACUGAAGGAUUGAUUGAUAAAUAUUUCUUAGAAGGUGAAACUUAUGACUCUAAAUUCGGAGGUAUGGGAUCUUCUUACGAAGAAUGCCGUGCUGAAGCUGUUGGUCUUUUCUUAAGUCUUGAAAAAGAGGUACUCAAGAUAUUUGGUUAUGAUGAUGCAAACGCUGAUGACAUUAUUUAUGUCAACUGGUUAUCACUGUUGUGGAAUGGUUGUGCCAAAGCUUUGGAAAUGUAUCAGCCAUCUACAAAAAAAUGGUUACAAGCUCAUUCACAAGCACGUUACGUCCUAUUGCGAGUUUGCUUAGAAGCUGGUGAAGAUUUUGUUAAAAUUGUUGAGACUGAACAAGAUAAAAAUCUAAGAUUGACCCUCGAUAGAAGUAAACUUCAUACCGUUGGUAAAAAAGCGGUCGGUGAAUUUUUGAAAAAACUUCAAGUAUACAAAAGUCUUGGUGAUUUUGAAUCCGCUAAAUUAAUGUAUGAUCACUAUUCUGAAGUACCUGAGACCGGAACUCAACCUUGGGCAAGAUGGAGAAGUAUUGUUUUAGCUCACAAACAACCCCGAAAAAUUUUCGUUCAAGCCAAUACUUUUGUCAAAGGUUCUGACGAAGACGUUGAGCUGAAAAAUUAUGAUCCAACAUUUGACGGCUUAAUCCAAUCAUGGAUGGAUCGUUUUCCGUCAUCAAAUGUUACACAAACACUUGUUGAAUUGUGGGAAAAAGAUCAAACUCAUUUUGCACCUCAACUUCUCAAUUGA